Messenger RNA from Magnolia sinica, 2169 nucleotides. Its product is annotated as ferric reduction oxidase 2-like. Bases 1 to 2169 code for a protein of 722 amino acids. Gene Ontology annotation, cellular component: plasma membrane. The record is from RefSeq and is a predicted model, not a curated record. NCBI's taxonomy places the organism in Eukaryota, Viridiplantae, Streptophyta, Magnoliopsida, Magnoliales, Magnoliaceae. The transcript has 8 exons. Gene Ontology annotation, molecular function: oxidoreductase activity.
AUGGAUCUAGCCAAGGAAGGGUCUAUCUCAAAGCAAGCUAGAUGGGCCAUUCUUGCAGCAGUAAGACUGCUGCUUGGGCUCGUUUUUCUUGGGGUCUUGUUGGUUUGGAUUCUGAGGCCCACUAAUCUGUGGACGGAGAAGUGGGUGGUCAAGAUAAGCACACGUGUCGAUUUGACCACAUAUUUCGGAUCACAAGGCACAAACCUUCUGAUAUUCACAUUUCCAGUUCUAUUCAUUGCUGUCUUGGGAUGUGUGUAUCUUCAUUUGGGAGAUAAUGGUGGUGAAUAUAAGGGAAGUUACAGCAAUGGUAAAAACCGUGGUUUGAGCUCAUGGACGAAGCCUGUGCUUGUGAAAGGCCCACUUGGUAUAGUGUCAGCAGUGGAGCUGGCCUUUCUCUUCAUGUUCGUUGCACUCCUGAUCUGGUCCUUGUCCACGACCUGCCUGACCAUCCGAUUUUCUGACAUCCACAAGGCCAUUGUUCUUCAUCAUCAUGGCCACGAUAACGAUAAAGUGUGGGAAAGUAAGCUGAGUAGUGCAGGUUUUUACUUUGGAUUCAUCGGGAACAUCUGUUGGGUCUUUCUCUUCUUCCCGGUCACUCGGGCAUCCUCCAUCUUGCAACUGGUGGGCCUCACUUCAGAGGCUAGCAUCAAGUAUCAUAUAUGGCUUGGGCAUAUGUCCAUGGUCCUCUUCACAGCACAUGGCCUGUGUUACACUCUCUACUGGGUAGUGACCAAUGACUUGGGUGAGCUUCUAAAAUGGGACAAGGUUGGAGUAUCAAAUGUGGCCGGAGAGCUAGCGCUACUCCUCGGCAUUGCAAUGUGGGCCGGGGCCUUCCCUCGCAUCCGCCGUCGAAUGUUCGAGCUGUUUUUCUACAGCCAUCAGCUGUACAUCCUCUUUGUACUAUUUUACAUCUUACACAUCGGACUUGAAUAUUUUUACCUCAUUCUUCCUGGUUUUUACCUCUUCUUGAUCGACCGAUACCUACGGUUCUUACAAUCACGAAAGAUGAUCGGAUUGGUUUCUGCACGCCUUUUACCCUGCGAAACCAUUGAGCUUAACUUCUCCAAAAGCCCAGGGCUGACGUAUAAUCCGACAAGCAUGGUGUUCAUCAACGUGCCGAGCAUUUCAUCUCUACAAUGGCAUCCUUUCACUGUGAGCUCCAAUUCCAACUUGGAGCCUGAUAGGCUGAGUGUGAUCAUCAAGAAAGAAGGAGAUUGGUCCCAAAAGCUAUGUCAAAUGCUGUCGUCACCGGUCCCAAUGGACCGUUUGGAUGUUUCCAUUGAAGGGCCUUAUGGACCAGCUUCAGUUCAUUUCCUAAGGUAUGAUAGACUAGUCCUGGUGAGUGGUGGCAGCGGCAUCACUCCCUUCAUCUCCAUCAUCAAAGAGUUCAUCUUCAUGGGCCCUACACUAACAUCCACACCUCCAACCAUAGUCCUCAUCAGUGCCUUCAAAACCUCUACAGAUCUCACCAUGCUGGAUCUCCUCCUCCCGAUCGCUGGGCCCACCUGUGACACAUCCCACAUCCAACUCCAAAUCGAGGCCUUCAUUACCCAAGAGAAGGACCCUACCAUAGACAACAACAAGAACCAGCUCCAGACCAUCUGGUUCAAGCCCAGCCCAUCAGACAUGCCGAUCAAAUCGAUUAUGGGCCCCAACAGCUGGCUCUGGCUAGGCGCCGUAAUCUCCACUUCAUUCAUCAUGUUCCUCAUACUAUUAGGCAUUACCACACGUUACUACAUAUAUCCAAUCGACCACAAUACCAACAAUGUCUACUCAGAUUCAGCGCGGGCACUUCUAAGCAUGUCGUUAGCGUGCGUUUGUAUAAUCGCAGCGGCUAGCGGAGCAGUAUUAUGGAACAAGAAGCAAGAUGCUAAGGAAGUGAACCAAAUCCAGAAUAUGGACGUUGGGACAUCGACGUCAUUGCCUAGCUCAUGGUUCUACAGCAUGGAUAGAGAGCUGGAGAGUCUUCCACACCAGUCCCUUGUACAAGCUACCAAAGUGCACUUUGGUGCAAGGCCCAAUCUUAAAAAUAUGCUAUUGGAGUCGAAAGGAUCGAGCGUUGGAGUUAUGGUGUCUGGGCCCACAGAGAUGCGCCAUGAGGUUGCAGCUAUUUGCUCAUCUGGUGUGGGAAACCAUCUACAUUUCGAGGCUAUUAGCUUUAACUGGUGA